Molecule: messenger RNA, 480 nt
Organism: Schistosoma bovis
Lineage: Eukaryota; Metazoa; Platyhelminthes; Trematoda; Strigeidida; Schistosomatidae
Source: the annotation of a GenBank genome assembly
AUGAUCGGUGCAUUGUGGGCUAUUCUACCACUCUAUGGAUAUGGCAGAUAUACAUUAGAACCUCAUAAAACAUCAUGUCUAUUGGACUGGACUAAUAUGGAUAAGAGCAUGAAAUUGUAUAUGUUUUCACUAAUUAUAUUUGGUUAUGUACUUCCAUUCGGUAUCGGUAUUUGGUCACAAUAUAAACUGAUACAGCAUACAGUAUCGGAUGAAAAUAAAAAUAAGAAGAAGAACACUACAAAGAUUGAGAUUCUUAUAAAGUUGAAUAAUUCAAUCUUAUUAUUCAAUAUAUUUGGUUGGUUAUCAUAUGGUCUAUUAGCCAUUAAUUCAUUAAUAUCUGGACAAAUAACAUUGAAUCCAUUUACAUAUUGUAUACCACAACUUCUUGCAAAAAUUUCUCAAGCAUUUUUACCUAUAGCUUAUAGUUAUACAGAGAAACAAAUUGGACAAUGGAAUAAAGCAUAUGGAAAUAUAGAAUAG